Molecule: messenger RNA, 924 nt
Organism: Odontomachus brunneus
Lineage: Eukaryota; Metazoa; Arthropoda; Insecta; Hymenoptera; Formicidae
Product: mediator of RNA polymerase II transcription subunit 29
Exons: 2
Coding region: 174-761 (195 amino acids)
Biological process (GO): regulation of transcription by RNA polymerase II
Cellular component (GO): mediator complex
Molecular function (GO): transcription coregulator activity; transcription factor binding
Source: RefSeq, a predicted model, not a curated record
CACGACACAACUAGAGAAAGAGAGAGAGAGAGAGCACCGAGCUAGGCCUGUGACCAGAGAGAGAGUCACGACACAACUGAACCAGCAAAUUUGUGAAGUAGUUCUACAAUCUCAAAAUUUUGUUAGUGUUUUCGUGAUUUGUGUCACAUUAUUUAUAUAAAUCGGUAUUUAAAAUGAACAUUCCAAUUCAGCAACCAGGAGCCAUAGGAGUAGGUCAAAUGGCGCAGCAAGUGAACACUCAGUUACCUCAGGCUCAACAGCAGCCGCCACAAACACAACAGCAGCAAGUACAGCAACAACAGCAGCAGCAGCAACAACAGCAACAGACACAGGAGAAAUUAGAUAAUAUUUCCAAAGUAAAAUCUCUAGUAGGGCCCUUAAGAGAAUCCUUAGCUAUAGCUCUCAAAACUGCAGCACAAACGCUGCAUCAGAACAGUUUGGUAGAUGUUGGAUCCAUGAAGGGAAUAGAUCAACCUGAUCAUCGCUUCAAUAAAAAUAUGGAAGAGUUCUACUCAAUUUGUGAUCAGAUAGAACUACAUCUGAAGACCUCUGUGGAGUGCUUGUCUCAGAAUUCCAGUUCAGUUAGAUAUCUACCAUUGUCUGUUCUACCAACGCGCACUGACACUGUCAGUGCCCCGGAAGGAACGGCAUUAACAUAUCCUCAGUUUUUGGUAACUGUACGUACACAAGUAGGAUAUGCUCGUGAACUUCAUGAUACUCUUGUGUCUCAUGCACGUACAUUAGCAUGUGAUACAAAUUAAAUUUUAAUUUUAUGAUAUUGAGAGAAGGAACACUGUUUUUGGCGUUUGAUAAGACAACAGGCUAGAAAAUUAAGUAUAAUAUAUAUAAUUAUCUUCCAAUAAGUAUUGUAAUUUAAUACAUAAAACCAAUAAAAUAUUCAUGUGAGAUGAAUCAUAUAUGUUA